Molecule: messenger RNA, 3671 nt
Organism: Solea solea (common sole)
Lineage: Eukaryota; Metazoa; Chordata; Actinopteri; Pleuronectiformes; Soleidae
Gene: clcn3
Product: chloride channel 3
Exons: 15
Coding region: 203-2848 (881 amino acids)
Biological process (GO): chloride transport; transmembrane transport
Cellular component (GO): synaptic vesicle; Golgi apparatus; membrane
Molecular function (GO): voltage-gated chloride channel activity
Source: RefSeq, a predicted model, not a curated record
UGCUUGUCACUGCCACAGGAAUGGGUCUGAAAACAGAAAACACCAUCAUGAUGAUGAAGAAGGAGAAAGUCACAUCCACUCGUGGAGAGGAAGGAAACUGAAUCCUCUUUUAGAAAAAAUAAAAAUAAAAAUCAGGAUAAGGAUGAAUUGUUGUGUCCGAACUGGAAUUGAGGCAUCAGGAAGGGCACUGGUGUGUUGCUAAAUGGAGUCGAAGCAGCUGUACCACAGAGGUUACUGCAGGAACAGCUACAACAGCAUCGCCAGCGCCAGCAGCGACGAGGAGCUGCUGGAUGGAGCUGGCGUCAUCAUGGACUUCCACACCACUGAGGAUGACAACCUCCUAGAUGGAGAUGCCGCCUCUCCAGGGUCUAACUACGCCAUGUCUAACGGAGGCGGAGUUGCCAGCAGCUCCACUCACCUGUUGGACUUCCUAGAGGAGCCUAUACCUGGUGUAGGGACCUACGAUGACUUCCACACUAUUGACUGGGUUCGUGAGAAGUGCAAGGACCGAGAGAGACACAGAAAGAUCAACAGUAAGAAAAAGGAGUCAGCAUGGGAAUUCACAAAGAGUCUAUACGAUGCCUGGUCUGGGUGGCUGGUGGUGACUCUCACUGGCCUGGCCUCAGGUGCUUUGGCUGGCCUUAUUGACAUUGCUGCCGAUUGGCUGAAUGACCUAAAGGAGGGCGUGUGUCUAAGCGCCAUGUGGUUCAACCACGAGCAGUGUUGCUGGACGUCCAAUGAGACCACCUUUGCUGAGCGGGACAAGUGUCCUCAGUGGAAGAGCUGGGCUGAGCUAAUACUGGGCCAGGCUGAGGGUCCCGGUUCAUACAUCAUGAACUACUUCAUGUACAUCUACUGGGCUCUGUCCUUCGCUUUCCUGGCUGUCUGUCUGGUGAAGGUGUUUGCUCCUUACGCGUGUGGCUCAGGGAUCCCAGAGAUCAAGACCAUCCUGAGUGGGUUCAUCAUCCGGGGCUACCUGGGCAAGUGGACCCUGAUGAUCAAGACCAUUACUCUGGUACUGGCUGUGGCGUCCGGCCUCAGCCUGGGGAAAGAAGGACCUCUGGUCCACGUGGCCUGCUGCUGUGGGAACAUCUUCUCCUACCUUUUCCCAAAGUACAGCAAGAACGAAGCCAAGAAGAGAGAGGUUCUCUCUGCUGCAUCAGCGGCCGGGGUGUCUGUGGCUUUUGGAGCCCCGAUAGGAGGAGUUCUCUUCAGCCUGGAGGAGGUGAGUUACUACUUCCCUCUGAAGACACUGUGGCGCUCCUUCUUCGCCGCCCUUGUGGCUGCCUUUGUCCUGCGCUCCAUCAACCCCUUUGGUAACAGCCGUCUGGUGCUGUUCUAUGUGGAGUACCACACGCCAUGGUACCUGUUUGAGCUGAUCCCGUUCAUCCUCCUGGGAGUCUUCGGAGGUCUCUGGGGAGCCUUUUUCAUCCGAGCUAACAUUUCCUGGUGCAGGCGGCGCAAGUCAACGCGCUUCGGGAAGUACCCAGUGUUGGAGGUGAUCCUCGUGGCCGCCAUCACAGCUGUGGUCGCUUUCCCGAACCCGUACACGCGCCAGAACACCAGCGAGCUGAUAAAAGAGUUGUUCACUGACUGCGGCCCGCUGGAGUCGUCUCAGCUCUGCCAGUACCGCAGCCAGAUGAACGGCAGCAAGGCCUUCUCUGAUAACCCCAACCGGCCGUCGGGGCCCGGUGUCUACGCCGCCAUCUGGCAGCUCUGCCUGGCUCUCAUCUUUAAAAUCAUCAUGACUAUAUUCACAUUUGGACUCAAGGUGCCGUCAGGCUUGUUCAUCCCCAGCAUGGCAAUCGGGGCGAUCGCAGGGCGAAUCGUAGGCAUCGCCAUGGAACAGCUGGCCUACUACCACCAUGACUGGUUCCUGUUUAAAGAGUGGUGUGAGGUCGGAGCAGACUGCAUCACUCCAGGUCUUUACGCUAUGGUGGGGGCAGCGGCGUGUCUGGGUGGUGUGACCCGAAUGACGGUCUCCCUGGUCGUCAUCGUCUUUGAGUUGACUGGCGGUUUAGAGUACAUUGUCCCCCUCAUGGCCGCGGUCAUGACCAGCAAAUGGGUGGGCGACGCGUUUGGCCGCGAGGGAAUCUACGAGGCCCACAUCCGUCUGAACGGAUACCCCUUCUUGGACGCCAAGGAGGAGUUCACCCACACCACGCUGGCCAGGGAGGUGAUGAGGCCACGUCGCAGUGACCCGCCGCUAGCCGUGCUGACGCAGGAUGACUUGACGGUGGAGGAGCUGCAAAGCGUCAUCAACGAAACCAGUUAUAAUGGUUUCCCUGUGAUAGUGUCCAAGGAGUCUCAGAGGCUGGUGGGCUUUGCUCUGCGAAGGGACAUCACUAUCGCUCUAGAAAAUGCUCGUCGUAAGCAGGAGGGAAUCCUGCUAAACUCCAGAGUGUACUUCACUCAGCACGCACCCACCCUGCCGGCCGACAGCCCUCGGCCCUUAAAGCUGCGCUCCAUCCUGGACAUGAGCCCCUUCACUGUCACCGACCACACGCCCAUGGAGAUCGUGGUGGACAUCUUCAGAAAGCUGGGGCUGCGCCAGUGUCUUGUCACUCACAACGGGAUUAUGUUGGGCAUCAUCACAAAGAAGAAUAUAUUAGAGCAUCUGGAGGAGCUCAAGCAGCACAAGGAGCCCCUGGCGGCUGCUUGGUAUUAUCACAAAAAAAGAUAUCCUCCGUCACAUGGCGCAAAUGGCAAACCUAGAUCCCGAGUCCAUUAUGUUCAACUGAUCUGCUCCUUCCAGGACGGCAGAGUGGGAGAGGACGACGACACUAAUCAGGGGGAGGAGGAGGAGGAGGAGGAGGAGGUGCGUCUCCUUGACGACUCUGAUCUCUGACAUUCGGAUCCUGGUUGUUGUUGUUUUCUGUUUUGUUUUGUUAUCAGCUUUGUGGUGAACCUCGCUGACUGUCUGACUGACGGUGGCUCACACGGCCUCAGUGGCCCAUUUAAAGACUUGUUAUUAUUCUGGCUGCUGAGGUCAUUUGGAGGUCACGGGUCGAGGACAGACACACACACACACAAACACACACACACACACACACACGGAAAUGCACUUUUUACACACACACCGUGAACAUGCAUGCUCUCUCUCUCUCUCUCUCUCCACACUCGAACACACGACCUGUAAAAUAAACGCUCUUCCUCCGUCUGCCUCACUUCCUGUCUCGUCUCUGCUGUGCUCGUGGUAGGUGGGCGUGGCCUGGCUCAGGGGAUCAAAGGUCAGCAUGAACCGCCGAUCAGGGACGCGAUGAGGGACCUUUAACUUCGAAUCAGGCGUCUGAAUUGCCGCACACGCAGACACACAUACACACACACACACACACACACACACACACGUGUCCACACCUGCUGUCCGUCCUCCAAAACAUGCUUUGUUUACCCGUGAAUUGUGUGUGCGUGCGUGUGUGUGUGUGUGUGUUUGAGAAUAUGUGCGUGUCCUAAAAGCCACUACAUUCCAGCCAGGUUACCAUGGGAACUGAGAGGACGUGCGAUAUAUACUGAGAUGGCUUUAACCUGUGUGUGUGUGAGUGUGAGUGAGAGAGUGUAUUUGAGGUGAAGAGACAUAGACGGGUACUGUGUUUCAAGAAGUGAAGGAUAAAAUGAGUGUGUGUUUUCAUUUCUGAGCCAGCUUGAACAUGUGUGUGUGUGUGUGUGUGUGU